Clupea harengus (Atlantic herring) is the source of this 664-nucleotide messenger RNA. It is a transcript of the gene rhpn2, whose product is annotated as rhophilin-2-like. The transcript has 5 exons. Gene Ontology annotation, biological process: signal transduction; negative regulation of stress fiber assembly. Lineage: Eukaryota; Metazoa; Chordata; Actinopteri; Clupeiformes; Clupeidae. The annotation marks the transcript as partial. The record is from RefSeq and is a predicted model, not a curated record. Gene Ontology annotation, molecular function: protein binding.
GGAGAGCGCCAGUAUCCCAUUGAUCCCCCUGGGUCUUAAGGAGACUAAGGAUGUGGACUACUCUGUGCCCUUUAAGGACUUCCUCCUUGAGCACUACAGUGAGGACGGACACGAUUUCCAGGAGGAGAUUUCCGACCUCAUGGACCAGAGACAGGCCUGUCGGACCCCCAGUCGGAGUGAGGAGGGCAUUGACCUGUUGGCCGGUUACUUUAGUCAGCUGGCUCUGCUGGAGAGCAGGUUCUUCUCCCCUAAUCGCCAGAUCGGAAUCUUCUUUACCUGGUACGACACGUUUACAGGCGUGCCGGUGUGUCAACAGAACAUCUCUCUGGAGCGUGCGAGUGUGCUCUUCAACAUGGGCGCCCUCUACACACAGAUCGCCACGCGCUGCCACAGACAGAGCAGCUCCGGCCUGCAGGAGGCCAUCAGCGCCCUCCAGAGAGCUGCAGGCGUGCUGCACCACCUGAAGGAGACGUUCACACACACGCCCAGCUACGACAUGAGCCCGGCCAUGCUGAGCAUGCUGGUCCGCAUGAUACUGGCGCAGGCCCAGGAGUGUCUGUUCGAGAAGAUCGCCCUGCCCGGCAUACGCAACCUCUUCCUGUCUCUGCUCAAGAUGGCCCAGGAGACCGCCAAGGUACGCACCGGGGGGGGGGGGGGGGUUUGA